UCUCUCCACUGAUCCCUUUCCUCUCCCAGUCUUUCUUUCAUUACCCUUUCUCACUACUUCUUUUCUCGCCCCUUCCGCAGCUAGCUAAAUCUAGUUGGCAGUUCUUUCUAGUAUUGUUAUUGUAUUUUAAUAUGAAUCCAAGGGGCGGCCGCGGUGGAGGCUGCAGCGCCGGCAGCAGCUCGGCGUCAAUCGCCGCCGCGGGAGGCGGAGGAGGAGGGCUUCCUCGGCCAAUGGAGGGGCUCCACGACGCGGGUCCGCCGCCGUUCCUGACCAAGACUUACGAGAUAGUGGAGGAUUCCAGCACGAACCACAUAGUCUCAUGGAGCAGAGGCAACAACAGCUUUGUGGUCUGGGAUCCGCAGGCUUUCUCCCUCACCCUCCUCCCCAAGUUCUUCAAGCACAACAAUUUCUCCAGCUUCGUCCGCCAGCUCAACACCUAUGGAUUUAGAAAAGUGGAUCCAGACCGAUGGGAAUUCGCCAACGAAGGGUUUCUGAGAGGCCAGAAGCACCUCCUCAAGCACAUCAGGAGAAGAAAAGGUCCUCCUCCCCCUCAACAUCCGCAGCUGAUGACGACAGUGGCGGCGGACCCAUCUUGCGUCGAGGUCGGGCGGUUCGGUCUGGACGGCGAGCUGGACCGGCUGCGGCGAGACAAGCAGGUUCUGAUGGCGGAGCUGGUGAAGCUGAGGCAGCAGCAGACCACGACGAGGGCGUGCCUCCAGCUCAUGGAGCAGAGGCUGGGCCGGACCGAGUCGAAGCAGCAGCAGAUGAUGGCGUUCCUGGCGAAAGCGAUGCAGAACCCGGACUUCGUGCAGCAGCUGGUGCGGCAGAAGGACGUGAUGAGGGAGCUGGAGGAGGUUAUCAGCAAGAAGAGGCCGCGGCGGAGGCGGCGGGUCAUUGAGCAAGCCGGGCUGGGUGACGUGGAGGAUGUUGGAGGUGGGUUUGUGAAGGUUGAGGCUAGGGAGUUUGGUGGGUUGGGGGAGAUUUCUGAGCUAGAUUCGUUGGCUUUGGAUAUACAAGGGCUGAGCGGUGGAGGUGGAAGAGGGAGGGAGAGGGUGGAGGGAGAUGGUAAUGAAGGGAUUAACGUUGAUGGUGAUGAGGAAGAAGAGGGGUUUUGGGAGGAUUUGUUGAAUGGUGAAAUUGGGGAAGAGAUGGGUUUGAUGCUAGGUGAUGGUAAUGAAGAUGAUGAUGAUGAGGAGAAUGUAGAUGUGCUUGUGGAGCAAUUGGGUUUUUUGGUUUCUAAUUGAUCGAUUUAAUCAAUCACGAUUUGUUUUGUUUUUAUUUCGCGUAGUUUAAGAGAACGGGAUGAAGUACUAUUGGACUUAUUUGUAGGUAUGUGAUUACCUAACCUAUGAAUGGUAUGAAUGUUUCGAACUGAAUCGAAUUGAAUUUGAUGAUGAUGAUUUCUUGAGAGAAGUGAGUUCAUUUGAUUGACCUACGUACCUUCACAUAUGGAUGCCCUUAACAUGUCUAACUCCUUGUGUAACUUGAACCCCUGGAGGUUGUUGGCAUUGAAUGCAAGAGCAAAUGUAGGUGAUAAAGUGAACAAAGUUUGAUUUCAACUCGAAUUUGUCAUGAUUUACAGGAAUGGUUACACCCAAAAACAGCAACUAGAGAACUCUAGAAUCUAGACCCAUCUUUCCUAUCUAUAUGUUGCUCGAAGUUUGCACUAGCUAGAUUUGUUCCUUUCAUUUUCAUUAACUGCUUGUCCAUUUCCCAUGUAACGCAUGGUCGGAAUUGCUCGAUAAAUAUGUGGCCAGUAAUUAUUUUUCUGCUCCUGCAAGCUUUGCUGCAACUUGCGGCCACAAUCUAGCUAGUGGCUUGGUCGGUUAUAUAUAGUUUAUCUCAACCGGCCUGGUUUCUGCUCAUAUCGAUCUGUACGUUUGAGCCAACUUGCAGCUAGCUAGCUAGCUAGCUCUGCUGCCCUCUUGGUACAAAUUUCAUAUAUAAAUAGCAUAUGCUACAAAGGUUCACACCUUGAACGGGCAUGCAGCAGACAGCGGCAAGCAGUAGCCGCCCACCUUAAAUAUGCCCAUUUUAUUAGCUAGUUGAUCAUAUGACAUGCCUCUCAAGUAAACUUUCUGAAAGUUGUAACGACGCUUCUGAGUUCAAUUUACACAAUUUAAGAUUAUUUUGGAAAAAACAUUUCUAAAUAGUCACGACGACAAAACUAUAAAUUUGAGUCGUAUGCUUCAAUAAUUUUUUUUAAUGAUUAUAUGCCCUCGUAACGUCAAAUUUAUGAAUGUGACUACCUAUUUAAAAAAAAAUGAGUGGACAUUUCCUUUAUGUUUCCUUCUACUUGGUUCUAGACAUCAAAGCAAGCUAAUGUCUGACUUUUCUCUUCUGUUUCCAAAUGAUGAUGUGAAACCCUAAUCAUGGUCCUGGAGCAGAAUAAUUGACUGAAGUAGUGAAUUAGACUUCAAGACCACACCUAUGAGUAGUGGCGGACCCAGAAAUUUUACAUAAAGGUGUCCUUUUUUAAAAAAUAAAUUAAAUAAAAAAAUUAUUAAAAAAUAAAAAAUUCUUAUAUAAGAAAAUACCUGAAUUGUACGAGUUAAAAAAGUCCACGAUGUGUUUUCAUAUUUGAAAAUAAUUGUAAAGUACACUUGGUGUCACUCCUCAAAAAAAUAGUCUUUGUAUAUCUUACUAGAAUCAUUCACGAACUAAUCACAUAUUCGAUUUUUACACUUGUUCUUGAUGUAACUCAAACCUGAAAAGACUCUUUCAACACUUGUCGUACAACAUUGUUUAAAAUAAUUUGUUUAAUUGUUAGGUUUUGAAAAUAAUUAGAGAUAGUGAAUGACAUUUUACUAUUACACAGUAUUUAAAAUCGAACAAAAAAUGAGUUGUAGUCUAAAGUUAAUUAUUUUUAUUAAUAAUAAUAGUGUCAUGGGUUUGAAUUACUCAAACUAUAACUUAUAUUCCCAUACGCAAACUAAACGAUGAGAGUAGGAUAAUUAUUUUUUCAAAUUUCAGGGGUGUCCCCGACUAUCAAUUAUAAUUUUUUUUAUCCAUACGUAAUUUACCACCGGGGAAUGAAUAAUCAUUUUCGCAAAAUUUAGGGGUGUCCCCCGUGCGUCGGCCCCUGCCUAUGAGUAACUAAAUCUGAAACUUUAGAUCUAAGUGAACCCAGAAAGGUGAAUAACCAUCAGUAACCUGUCCACAUCCGCAUGACAUCAGUAAAGUCCAGAUUUACUU
This is a messenger RNA of Linum trigynum, 3195 nucleotides long. Lineage: Eukaryota; Viridiplantae; Streptophyta; Magnoliopsida; Malpighiales; Linaceae. The record is from the annotation of a GenBank genome assembly.